Molecule: messenger RNA, 2288 nt
Organism: Chinchilla lanigera (long-tailed chinchilla)
Lineage: Eukaryota; Metazoa; Chordata; Mammalia; Rodentia; Chinchillidae
Gene: Lsm5
Product: LSM5 homolog, U6 small nuclear RNA and mRNA degradation associated
Exons: 5
Coding region: 64-339 (91 amino acids)
Biological process (GO): mRNA splicing, via spliceosome
Cellular component (GO): U4/U6 x U5 tri-snRNP complex; U6 snRNP; Lsm1-7-Pat1 complex
Molecular function (GO): RNA binding
Source: RefSeq, a predicted model, not a curated record
AAGCCCGUUCGUUUAAAGCCGCUGUCCCUACGUCGAUGGACUCAGGCCACUUCCGGCGUAGUGAUGGCGGCCAACGCGACCACUAACCCUUCUCAGCUGCUGCCGCUAGAGCUGGUGGACAAAUGUAUAGGAUCAAGAAUUCACAUUGUGAUGAAGAGUGAUAAGGAAAUUGUUGGCACUCUUCUAGGAUUUGAUGACUUUGUCAAUAUGGUGCUGGAAGAUGUCACUGAGUUUGAGAUCACACCAGAAGGAAGAAGGAUUACUAAAUUAGAUCAGAUCUUACUAAAUGGAAAUAAUAUAACCAUGCUAGUUCCUGGAGGAGAAGGACCAGAAGUAUGAGUGGAUUUUCUUGUAGAUUCUGUUUUGUCUUAUAAUGGCAAGAAAAUAGAAUUUUUUUAACCUUUUAAUGUUUAGAUUCUAUAAAGCUGUUUCCCAUGAAGGGAAAAUACUUUGAAGAUGUAUUGUAUACACAUUUUUCUGGUUUCUCUUCAGAUUGUAUAAAUUCUUCGCCUUUUACUAAGUUAAUCAUGAUUAUCUUGAAGAAAGAGAAAAGGAGUUUGUUUUUUGAAGACUAAAAAAUAAAGAUGUUUUGGUUAAUUGUUAUUUAUUAUGCUUCAGUAGCCAGUAGAAUAAUUGUACUUUGCUGCUUGCAUUCCUGUGAUUUUUAUCUGUUUGCAUUGUCAUUUAUGUGACCAUUUGAUUCUCAGGUAGUUGUUUCCAACAAGAUGAUCAACCUUGAUUUUGAAUAGAUUCAUUUAAACACCUGAAAUGAUUACUUAGAAAAUUCAUUUUGAACUCUGAUGUCUUAUAAUGCAAGUUUUUCUUUGGCAGUGUUCAGUUUUUGGGUUCUAAGAUUUUGUGCUUGAUAGGACCACUGGGGCUAGGUGUUAGGGAUUGACUUGUUUUCUAAAGUUGGUAUGGGGACUACUGAUAAUCUUGUGCCUCCAGUUAACUCUGGUCUCAUUUAAAAGUGAAGCAAAGCAUAAACAGCAAAAGAAGUAAGUUAAACUUCCACAAAAUUAAAAACUUUUGUGCUUCAAAGAAUACCAUCAACCGCAAGGAUGGCUAUCUGCUAGGGCUGGACAAUCUCCCUGGCAUCCUAGCAAGUCUUGUGGAGAGAUAAGGCUGGGUUCUAUUGCCACUUGGGCCUGCUGGUCAGACAGACAUGGACCUGUGGCUGUGCCUCUACAGCAUGCUAGCAAGACCAAACCCCACUGGGCGGGCAGUUACUUUGUCCUGCAGGACUAGGUGCAGACUACUAAGGGGUGCCUUGCCAACACAGAGAAUUGGCCUCAUGCAGGCCCCAUAUUCCAGAGCUGGAUGACGCUAAUUUAGAGGAAGGGAGGAGAACAGUGGGCUUCUUCCUCAGCUCUGCACCUUUCGAGAGGGACCAGAUAAAGAAUUUCAUUUCACAAGUCUAGAUCUAUUGAACAGACUUCCCACACUACAAUGGACUCCCCAAUAAAACUCAAAGACCUAGGGGAAAAAAAAGAGGACCAUCAAGAAGAUGGAAAAAAAAAAGCCCACAGAAUGGAAGAAAAUGUUUGUAAGUUAUACAGUUGAUAAGGGAUUCAUAUAUAGAAAAUACAAAGCACUGUUAAAACUCAGUAAUAAAGAGACAAAUAAAUUCAAAAAUGGAUAAAGGAUCAGAAUAAAGUUUCCCCAGGAAAAUACACAAAUGACCUAUAAGCAAGGGAUUACCAUCAGGGAAAUGUGUGUGGGAACCGCAGUGGGAUACCACAUCCUGUACACCAUAGGGUAGCUAAAUGAGGACUAGUAGGAAAAAGAGGGAAGUGACAAGUGUUGGUGAGAAAAGAAACUAGAGUUCCGGUACAGAGCCGAUAGGAAUGUAAAACGAUGCAGCUCCUGUAGAGAACAGUUUGAUGGUUCCUCAAAAAAUUCAACAGCUCUUGUGACCCAACAGUUUCCACUCCUUGGCUUAUACUCAGUGGGACUGAAAAACCCACACACAAAAGCAUACACAGAUGUUCACAGCGACAUAAUUUUCUCAGUAAAAACAACCCCAAAUGCCCAUCAGUGGUUAAAUAGAUAAAAUGUGGCAUAUCCAAAUAAUGGGCUAUUAACUGCAAAGAGGAGCAACAUGGAUGGUUUUUGAGAACAUUACGCUAAGUGGAAGAAGCCAGACAGACCACCAUGUCGUUUAAAUGAAAUGUCCAAAAUAGGCAAAUCUGUAGACAGAAAAUCAGUGGUUGCGAGGGACUGGGUAGGGGAAAGAAAGUGACUGUUAACCCCGGUAAAAAUAAAGUUGGUAGUGAUGGUUUACAUGA